Beta vulgaris subsp. vulgaris (sugar beet) is the source of this 1294-nucleotide messenger RNA. RefSeq names its product vacuolar protein-sorting-associated protein 37 homolog 1. NCBI's taxonomy places the organism in Eukaryota, Viridiplantae, Streptophyta, Magnoliopsida, Caryophyllales, Amaranthaceae. The coding region runs from base 251 to 949 and encodes 232 amino acids. Gene Ontology annotation, biological process: protein targeting to membrane; ubiquitin-dependent protein catabolic process via the multivesicular body sorting pathway; protein targeting to vacuole. Gene Ontology annotation, cellular component: ESCRT I complex. The transcript has 8 exons. The record is from RefSeq and is a predicted model, not a curated record.
UGAAACAUCUCUCAAAUUUCUAACAAACUGUAAAAUAAAAUGCUUAAUGAAUAAGAAAAGGAUGAAGAACGGAGGCAAUACCCUGGAUAACUUGUAACGCCUUCUUGUUUCUGCUACGCGUACAACGAAACCAUAUUUCAGCAAAAAUCCAUCUUCUCUAUCGGAUUUGCUUCGCUAAUUCUUGAUUCAGAAUCGUCUGAUUAAUUCCCCUCAAAAAAAAAAAAAAAAAGAAUCUUCUGAUUAAUCCUCAAUGUUCAGAUUCUGGGGAUCUCAAGACCAGGGAUCACAAUCUCGUCCACAAGAUGUCCCUGCGCAGUCAUGGUAUCCUCCUUCUGUAGUCGAUUCCCCAAGUUCUUCUCGACCCUCGACACCUGGUAACAAUUCAUCCAGCAGUUACAAUCUACAAAGGCCAUCGGAAACGCCAGAUUCUGGCUCACAUGUCUCACCUGCUGAAGCUUCUGGAAUUAUUUUUGCACUUAGGGACAAGAGUGCUGAUGACUUACGGAAGCUUUUGACCGACAAGGAGGCCUACAAUCAUUUUCUACUCUCUCUUGAUCAAGUAAAGACUCAAAACAAUGUACGAGAUGAAUUGCGAAAGGCAACUCUCCAGCUUGCGAGAGAGAAUUUGGAGAAGGAACCACAGAUUAUGGAGCUUAGGAAUCAGUGCAGGAUCAUCCGCACAAGUGAGUUAGCUGAUGCUCUAGAGAAAUUGAACGACUUGGAGAGGCAAAAAGAAAAGAUAAUGAAGUGCUUUGCUCCAGCAUCACUUCUGCAUCAGUUGCAAGAGGCGAUGAAUAAAACGGAUGAGGAUUCUGAAGCCCUUCAUAGCCAGUUCCUGGACAAGGAGAUUGAGCUGGGGGUAUUCAUCCAGAAAUACAAGAAAUUACGUUCUCUAUAUCAUCGUCGAGCGCUUACCCAUCUUGCAGCCAAGACAUCUUCAGUUGGAUGACCUAGUUUGUCCUCUCAAUGUGUACUGCGACGUUGAUGUGCUCUGUACUAUCUCGGUGUAUUGCUGUUCUCUGAUUAGCUGAUAUUUGUAUUGGGAAGGGGGAGGGAGGGGGGAGUUGGAUGUGUAAGUUCAUUUUUUCCUUCUUGAUGUUCAUAAACACCUCUCCUCUGGAUUGAGCAGGGAGGAAAGGGUGUGUUUGAAGUUUGAAUAUAGUAACGAAUCAUAGUUGGUUCUCAUUUACCAAAAAGAAAAAGAAGGGAGAAGUCAGUAUAGCUAGUGACUCAUGACGACGGGAAGUAUAUAUUUAGUUUUCCCUGAUAUAUCUAUUGAAUUGUUUGUUUCUUA